UCGGAAGUAAGGGCGGCUCUUAAAACUUAAAGAGAGAGAGGCAUGAUGGUAGACACACAGGAGGAGAAGAGAAUGACAGAGAGUUUAAUACCCAAAUUAGAGGUGGAGGAGAAGAAGGUUAAACCCUGGCUAUCAUGGGCUCCUUUCGCCGGAGAAAUAAAAAGGGUGGGUUACCUUGCGGGGCCUAUGGUGGCGGUGACCAUAUCGCAGUACCUCUUGCCAGUUAUAUCAACGAUGAUGGUGGGUCAUCUUGGUGAGCUUGCGCUUUCUAGCUCUUCCAUUGCCAUCUCUCUAGCCGGGGUCACCGGCUUCAGUUUUCUUCUAGGAAUGGCUAGUGCAUUGGAAACGUUGUGUGGACAAGCUUAUGGAGCUCAACAGUACCGAAAAGUGGGAAUCCAUACCUACACUGCUAUAUUUUGUUUGAUCAUAGUUUGCAUCCCUCUGUCCCUCAUAUGGCUAUACAUGGGAAGGUUACUUGUGUUCAUUGGUCAAGAUCCCUUAAUUUCACACGAAGCCGGUAAAUUCAUUCGGUGGCUUAUCCCGGCACUAUUUGCCUAUGCUACUUCUCAACCGCUUAUUCGCUACUUUCAGACACAAAGUUUGAUUACUCCCAUGCUCAUAUGCUCUUGUUCCAGUCUUUUAGUACAUAUACCUCUAUGUUGGGCUCUGGUGUUCAAGUUUGGAUUAGAAAAUGUAGGAGGAGCAUUAGCAAUUAGUAUCUCAAACUGGUUAAAUGUGAUUUUCCUUGCACUUUAUAUGUGGUACUCUCCCGCCUGUGCAAAAACUCGUGUCCCCGUUACAAUGGAAUUAUUCCAAGGAAUUAGAGAGUUUUUCCGUUUCGCAAUCCCUUCUGCUGUUAUGAUUUGUCUUGAAUGGUGGUCAUUUGAGCUACUUAUCCUGCUGUCUGGGCUUUUACCACAUCCAGAGCUGGAAACAUCCGUCCUAUCCGUGUGUCUCAACACCAUUUCAACACUUUAUGCCAUACCAUAUGGACUUGGUGCUGCAGCAAGUACUAGAGUUUCGAAUGAACUAGGGGCAGGGAACCCCCAAGCAGCGCGUGUGGCGGUGUAUGCUGCUAUAGCUCUUGCAGCUUUAGACACCCUUAUAGUUUCUGGAAUCCUGUUCGCGAUCCGAGAUGUUUUCGGUUAUGUUUAUAGCAAUGAGAAGGAAGUGGUGGAUUCUGUGACAAGCAUGGCUCCCUUGGUUUGCCUGUCUGUUAUUCUUGACGGCUUACAGGGGGUUCUUCAAGGUGUUGCAAGGGGAAGUGGAUGGCAGCAUAUAGGAGCUUAUGUCAACCUCGGAGCAUUUUAUCUUGUCGGGAUCCCUGCCGCUGCCACCCUUGCCUUCUGGCUACAGUUGAAAGGUAUUGGCCUGUGGGUCGGUAUACAGUCCGGUUCGUUAACCCAAAAUAUUCUGCUCGCCAUCGUUACAAGUUGCGUAAAUUGGGAAGAACAGGCAAGUAAAGCAAGGGAAAGGCUAUUCCAUGGAAGCUCAUCAAUAGAGUACGGAACUAUGUAAGAAAGCAGAAUCAAUGAGAGAUCGUUUUGGAACACAGAAAUUUUAUUACCAUAAUAUAUGUAAUAUUAUUAGAUAAGUGGGAAUAUAUACAUUUGCACAUCAUAGUAGGAUUGAAACAAUUGCCUAAUCUGGUGAAAAAGUUUAAGGACUUCUGUCAAAAGAAUUAGAUUGAAGAAA
Molecule: messenger RNA, 1695 nt
Organism: Hibiscus syriacus
Lineage: Eukaryota; Viridiplantae; Streptophyta; Magnoliopsida; Malvales; Malvaceae
Product: protein DETOXIFICATION 12-like
Exons: 7
Coding region: 43-1518 (491 amino acids)
Biological process (GO): xenobiotic detoxification by transmembrane export across the plasma membrane
Cellular component (GO): membrane
Molecular function (GO): antiporter activity; xenobiotic transmembrane transporter activity
Source: RefSeq, a predicted model, not a curated record